AUGGAAGAAACACUGGAGAAAGUUCAGCGCUUUCUUCGUCCAGAAAACACAGCGAAGUUCCGAAUACUUCACUCCAUCGCUACCGAACCAGACAUAUCAUCGAGGUAUCGAAGGAACCUCAGGAGAUUCCUGCAGUUCUUCGGUGUCGUGUUCCAUUCCUCGAUGAUUUGCGUGAACCUCUGGGCGAUCCAUAGGCUGUAUAUCGAAAAAGUCGACGGCUUUGGCGAAGGAAUUCUCUUGCUCUAUCUGCAGCUGCGUCUCUUAUUCUUCAACGGCUCGAGCAUGCUCUAUUUCCUGAGUCGAAUGCUUCGCGUAGGCACGAUGAGAAAUUUAGAAAAUCUCACCCGAGAUAACCACAUGGGCAUGUUCUUCAGUAGAAUACUCCUCAUAAUAACUCAUUAUGGACGAAUGAUGGGUUCCGAGGAAAACGAGGCUCCCGCUGAAGCCGCUUUCGUAUUCGAGCUCCCGCAGGCCUCAGGAAAUCAAGCGCUGUGGUGGCAGACCUCGAAUUUGGUGUGCCAUUAUCUACUUUUCGAUGUAAUUUGCACUUGGCCGAUACCGAGAGUCGAUCGAGCCCAAGAAGCUCCCCCUCCCCCGGCAAAGGCACCAGAACCCAAAAUAUAUAUCGCCCUGGACGUCGACACCAAAUUGCACAAAGAGAUUUUCAAAGCUGUUGGGCAAAACGCUGUGAAAUCCCCGUUCCGUCGGACGUCAGGCACUUUGAGAAACCGCACGAGCGUGUCCACAACGAUCGGAAUGCUGAACACCGUGAAACCGGACAACAGAGUUGAGGAAGGUACAUUCCUCCACAACAUCUUGUCAUUCGUUGGCUUGCACAACUCCAGCGGGCCGAAAACCUUCUGGAGCUUCAGGAAGAUGCGAUUCAUCGCCGAGCUCAAGUCCGAUCCGAACGAGGUCGUCUGCUCUGUCAGACAUAUACUCACGGGACAUUUGGCCCUAGUGAAAGUGAAGAAGAUAUCAGCGUGCUCGGAGAAAUUAUUGAAAACCGAGAAGAAAUGCUGGCAUCGAGCCGCGUCCUGUCUACAAGUCAUCCCAUUCAAGUUCUAUUAUAAGACGGACGAGUUCCACGUGUUUAUCUGCGAGCACUUCAACGGAUGUUUCUUGAACGAGCUGAUUGGAGAGGGUCUCAUCAAGCCCUCCAUGAUUGCGAAGAUCGUAUCUCAGUUGGCAUUCGCUAUUUGCUGUCUGCAUAACUUGGGCAUCAUCUACCGAGGUUUGGCACCCGAGACCGUUCUCGUGGACGCCGAGGGUAACGCGCGUUUGAUCGAUUUCCAAUUCGCUAUCAAUCGGAGUAAGAGCUACAGCGCAAGCGGCCUAUUGCCGUACAUGGCACCAGAGAUGUGCAGCGGCUCCCACAGUUUCGAAGUCGACUAUUGGUCUUUGGGGAUUUUGAUGUACGAAAUGAUAGUUCGACACCAUCCAUUGAGCAUUUACUGUUGGAAGCUCGAGCUGGAUCCGACUCUCGACUCUGAUUACACCAUGCUGUUAUUGAAAACGGUUCCUAUCAAGCUGCCGAAAAACGCAGAAGCGAAUCAGCUAUCAUUCUUGAAGGAACUUCUAUACGAGCAGCCUCGUCUUCGGAUUGGGUGCAGACGUCGCGGCUUCGCGGAUAUAAUGGAGCAUCCAUAUUUCGCGAAAGUCGACUGGAGAUCCUAUUUCAUCGGGGAUAAUUUUGUGCUCAGCGUGGGAUCAGAGACUAUCGAAGAUUCGUCGAAAGAGAGGAGAACUCAGCCUCACCACCACUUCCAUGCACAUCAUUGA
Galendromus occidentalis (western predatory mite) is the source of this 1782-nucleotide messenger RNA. RefSeq names its product protein kinase C-like 3. The coding region runs from base 1 to 1782 and encodes 593 amino acids. NCBI's taxonomy places the organism in Eukaryota, Metazoa, Arthropoda, Arachnida, Mesostigmata, Phytoseiidae. The transcript has 4 exons. The record is from RefSeq and is a predicted model, not a curated record.